Molecule: messenger RNA, 877 nt
Organism: Pseudocercospora fijiensis CIRAD86
Lineage: Eukaryota; Fungi; Ascomycota; Dothideomycetes; Mycosphaerellales; Mycosphaerellaceae
Exons: 2
Coding region: 39-803 (254 amino acids)
Biological process (GO): DNA replication; double-strand break repair via break-induced replication
Cellular component (GO): GINS complex; nucleus
Source: RefSeq, a predicted model, not a curated record
AUCCAGAUCUGCAAUUCUGCGAUGCAUUCCGACACAAGAUGGCGCUCCCACUUCCGUCCGGCCUCACGCCAAAUGAAGUCGGCUUUCUCUGCGAAAUGGAGCUUGUCACCGUGAUCCCCCGCCAAAGACUCGAAAGCCUUGAACUACUCGGCGGACCAUCAGCCCGCCUAAAUCCACCCUUCCCAUCCCAGAUUCCUCUCUGGCUUGCACUCCUCCUCAAACGGCAGAAACGCGCCAAUAUAUCUCCGCCACCUUGGCUCUCCAUACCCUCUCUCACUGCACUUCUCGACUUCGAAACCGACGAGAAAUGUGCAGGAGUCUUCUCCCCAGCGCCAGCCCUCCCUCCACCUUCCGGAGUCUCCGCCCUGCCUGGUGACCCAUACUUAUCCUCCGAGUCCCAGGAGAUCUCAACACCAUUCCUCUCAGACUCCUCCACGACCCGCGCACAACCUGAUGCUUUGCCAUAUCAUUGGAUCGAGAUCAGUCAUCUGCUGCUUUCACAUGCGAGCGAUGAUUUUGAGGAUGCCGAGGUUGUGAGGAGAUUGGUCAGGGAUUUGAGAGAGGUGAGAAUGAGUAAAUUGAGGAAGGGAUACCAGGCACUGGAAGCUGGCGCUGGCUUGAAGGUCAACGGUGUGGGAGGGAUGGAGGUCGCGGAGGUCAGAGGAUUCGUUGGAGGUGUUGUAGAUGGGAUGAGGAGGCUGAACCGUUCGAGAGAGGAGACGCAAAAGGAGGAAGAGGCGAAUGGAGAGGGUGGUGCAUUCGGGAGCUCACGAUAUGAGGACGAUGAUGAUAUGCAGUUGUGAUGAGACAUGUCUCCGCAAUUUCCCUGCCGAAGGGUGUGCUUCUGGUGGCAUAUUGAAACAAACACCUGCAAAGG